Emys orbicularis (European pond turtle) is the source of this 1196-nucleotide messenger RNA. RefSeq lists its product as uncharacterized. Gene Ontology annotation, cellular component: cytoplasm. Gene Ontology annotation, molecular function: hydrolase activity; zinc ion binding. Bases 72 to 1196 code for a protein of 374 amino acids. Lineage: Eukaryota; Metazoa; Chordata; Testudines; Emydidae. The transcript has 9 exons. The record is from RefSeq and is a predicted model, not a curated record.
AAGUUUCUCAAGUGUAUUACUGGCCUAAUCUUGAAAUACAAACAACAGAAGUAAAUCUGAACAAAAUUGAAAUGGAAGCUGAACAUGUUGAUAACAUCUUUAGGGAAAGCUAUAUCACUGCAGCAGUCUACAUACCAAUAUUAGAUGUUGAAAUGGUGAAGCGAAGGAUUUUUCCACGAACAGGAUCACCUCCAAUUGAUAAGACCACCACUCCAAUUACCUCUGUAUAUGAUCAAAAACAAUCACCUAAACUUUUAGAAAUACUUAACCUGACGCACAUUAAAAAAGAUAAAUCAUUCAAAGAAGCAUAUGGAGAUGAUAUUCAAAACGCAAUAGAAUCUUUUCGGACACUGGCAGGUGGCAUUGAUACCGAAAUAAAGGAAAAUAAUUUUCAAGAGGAUAAACAUGCCAUUCAAAGACAGCUCAAGUAUACUCAUGCAUUGCAGCUCUGUAACUUACUAGCAGCCAGAAAUGACAGUCCUAAUACUGGAGUGGGGACACUGAUCUACAGGAAAGAAGACAUUGUCGCUGUUGGCUACAAUGGAUUUCCAAAAGGGACAGUGAAUAGUCUUUUUGCACAGAAGGAUGAUGGUAGUUGUGACCGGCAUGCAAUCAUAUGUGCAGAAGUUAAUGCAAUUAUUCUGAGAACUGAGGAUGAUCUGAGUGACACUGAAUUAAUCACCACAUGUGAGCCCUGUAGUGACUGUGAAAACCUAAUUAAAGCAAUGAAGAUAAAGAAAAUCAUUUGGCCUAAUCGAGAUGAAAAAAAGCAACCAGAAGGUGCAACUAACGAUCCAACUGAAGAAGAAAAUAAUCCAAGCACUGAACCCUUUCAAGUAAAAAGCAGCAUCAAAAAACAUUCUGAUGAAAAGAUUUUAGCACUUCAAGCUGAUCGAGAGAAAUGUAAUAGAAUGGAUACUGAAGGAACUUCAGUCUCAGGAGGGAAGGAAGGAAAGACAAUGGAAAUACAGUCACCAGCAGAUGAGGGACAUGCUUCUGGUCAGCAGGCCAUUUUAAAUUCAUCAGAAGCAUCUGCAUCCCACAGAGAUGGCAUAGUGAAAGAAGACAGUGAAAAAACAAAUCCUUUAUUGACUGAGACUGAAUCAGAGCUAGAAACGGAAUCCUUGGACAAGCCAAAAGAGUCACAUAUUGCAGAGGGGCCAUCUGUGAAUGCUGCAGAAGAUGAACCAGCAUAA